Messenger RNA from Patella vulgata (common limpet), 7623 nucleotides. Its product is annotated as serine/threonine-protein kinase PRP4 homolog. The transcript is spliced from 14 exons. The coding region runs from base 46 to 2745 and encodes 899 amino acids. Gene Ontology annotation, biological process: peptidyl-threonine phosphorylation; mRNA cis splicing, via spliceosome; peptidyl-serine phosphorylation. NCBI's taxonomy places the organism in Eukaryota, Metazoa, Mollusca, Gastropoda, Patellidae. Gene Ontology annotation, molecular function: protein serine/threonine kinase activity; ATP binding. The record is from RefSeq and is a predicted model, not a curated record.
AUAAGUCAAUUCGACAUUUGCAGCCAACCUUAGAAAUUGAACAAAAUGGACGCCGGAAAAAAAGAACGUAUAGUUGAAAUAAGUGAUGAAAGUAAUGAGCUGAGCAGUGAUGAGAAUUCUUUAAAAAAAGAGAAAAAAAAGCACAGUAGUAAAAAGAAGCACAAACACAAACAUAGACACACAAGUACAGACAGAUCUAAGUCAGACAAGUCACGUCAUAAACACAAGAAAAAGAAGCGAAAACAUGAAAAAGAAAAAGAAGAAAAUGUUCCUAAAAUAUCAAAUAAAAAAUAUAAAGUGGAAGAGACAAUCGAUCUUGAUGAAUUAGAGGCAGCAAGACAGGCACUGUGGGCACAGUUAGAUGGCAAGAGUGGUAAAACGGAAGAUGAAACGCUCAAUGCUAUGAAACUUAUUGUUCAAGGCUAUGCAGACUCAGGUGAAGAAGAAGGGGAGAUUGAUCAUGACAUUCAUAUAGUUGAAAAAACACAUGCUUUAUUAAAACAAAAUUCUGUUCAAGAUGAUGAUGAUGAUGACUUAGAUGAUAUAGAAAUAAUAGAAGAAAAAAGUAAUCUACCUUAUGUUAAUGUGCCUGGUUCUAGACAAAAAUCUUUGUCAGAGACUCUUCCUCGUGAGGGAAAAGAGAAUAGGGAGAGGAAACGUAAAAAAACAAUACCUCAAAUAGACAAUAGAAGUAGAUCACGUUCACAAUCUCGAUCUAAUCAAAAUGAAAAAUAUUUUAUGGGUUCGUCCUCGGGCAGAGAUCAUCAUUCAUCAUCAAGAUCAUCACCUAAUUCAAAACGAGAACGCCGAUCAUCACCAGCACACACAGGCAGGGAAACAUCAAGAGAUAAAGACAGGAGAAGUAGAAUUUCACCUGGAAGAUCUCAUUCAAAUCAUGCUGUGUCAAGAGAUGACUAUCAUAAAAGAGGUAGAGUAAACUCCCCUCCACCACCCAGACGCCAUUUUUCACCACCUCGUAAUCAACCACGUUCUAAUAGUCCAAGCAAGAGGUUACGUAGAAGUCGCUCGCCUGAUAGAAUACGAGAUAGGACCAGAGGUAAUGGUAUGAUGAACAGUAGACCACAAGACAGAUAUCGUGGAGGGAUGCGUAGUAGAAGUAGAUCACAUGAUCGUAAUAAUGGAAGAAGAGAUGGACGUAGAUCACCGAGAGAUCGUAGAAGACGAUCAGAUGGAAGAAAAGAAGAUAAAUUUAAAGGAAGUUUAUCAGAAGGCAUGGCACCUCCACAUCAUUCCUCUAGUAGUGAUGAAGAAUUAGAUAUAGCUCCUGAUGAAGAAGAAGAUGAAGAUGCUAUUAUAGAGAGAAGAAGAAGAGAGAGACAAGCUUUACUGCAGAAAUUUCAAAGUAAUCCUGUUACAAAUGAUGUUAUAAAUGAAGAAAGUAGACAGACUGUUGAUACUGUAUCUGAUAGUGAUGGUGAAAGUUCCCAUAGUUCCAGUGCUAGUGAUAUAGCUGAUAGAGCUAAACAAGAUUUAAAACACGAUGAAGAGAACAUUCCAGAUUUUGAAGAAUCUAUCAGAGAGAAAAAGAGUCAUGUGGUCAAUGACAAUGAUGAUGAAAAUGAUGAGAAGAAGUCUAAUAAAACUGGUGAUAGAGACAUGUUUUCAGAAACAGCAGAUAUGUUUUCAGAAAAUUAUGAUAGUCCUUCUGGUAUUGGUAAAUUUUCAUUUGGUGCAAAUGAGAAUCCAGCUUUAACUGAUAAUUGGGAUGAUGCUGAAGGCUACUAUAGAGUAAGAAUAGGUGAAGUGUUAGAUAAACGUUAUACUGUAUAUGGUUAUACUGGACAUGGUGUAUUCAGUAAUGUAGUUCGAGCUAGAGAUGCUGCUCGUGGUAAUCAAGAAAUAGCAAUAAAAAUCAUCAGAAACAAUGAAAUGAUGCACAAGACAGGUUUAAAAGAAUUGGAAUUUCUCCGUAAAUUGAAUGAUGCUGAUCCAGAUGACAAGUUUCAUUGUUUACGAUUAUAUCGUAAUUUCUUUCAUAAAAAUCAUCUUUGCUUAGCGUUUGAAUCGUUAAGUAUGAAUUUAAGAGAGAUAUUAAAAAAGUAUGGUAAAGAUAUUGGUCUACAUAUUAAAGCUGUACGUUCCUAUAGUCAGCAGUUAUUCCUUGCAUUAAAGUUAUUAAAGCGAAGUUCUAUACUGCAUGGUGAUAUCAAACCUGAUAAUAUUUUAGUGAAUGAUUCAAAACUGGUUUUAAAAUUAUGUGAUUUUGGUUCUGCUUCACAUGUAUCUGAAAACGAUAUAACACCAUACCUAGUUAGUAGGUUCUACAGAGCUCCAGAAAUCAUACUAGGUAGAGGAUAUGAUCAUGCUAUAGAUAUGUGGUCAGUGGGUACAACUAUAUUUGAACUGUAUACUGGAAGAAUUAUGUUUCCUGGACAAUCUAACAAUGAGAUGCUCAAAUUUAUGAUGGAUCUAAAAGGAAAGAUUCCCAAUAAGCUCAUCCGUAAGAGCAUGUUUAAAGAUCAACAUUUCGAUGCUAAUUAUAACUUUUUGUAUAGAGAAGUGGAUAAAGUCACAUUAAGGGAGAAGGUGACAGUGUUGAGUACUAUUAGUCCCAGUAAAGAUCUGUUAGCAGAAUUAGUAGGAUAUCAACGUCUACCAGAUGAUCAGCUGAGAAAAGUUACACAACUGAAAGAUUUGUUAGAAAAAACACUUAUGUUGGACCCUUCGAAACGUUUCAGCAUUAGUCAAGCUUUAAAUCACCCUUUUAUACAAGAAAAAAUCUAAAUCCAUUAAGACUUUGUGAAAUACCAAGAUAAAUAUCCAAAUAAUCUUGAAAAAACUUAAUCUACUAUCAUCUCUUUCGGUGGAUUUUUUUUUAAGGAGAUUGAAUUUAUACAAUACACUUGAUAUAAUGAGGUGUUUUGUUUUAAUGAUGAGAUGAAUGUAUAAGAGGAGAAAAUUACAAAUAAUUGAGUAUUGAAGUGCUAAUUAGAUAGAAAUAGGAACAUAAUAGACACUUCCAACCAGAGUGGCUAACAUUGUUCUUCACCAUCAGUUGAAUUUUAGUAUUAACUGAAAAAUACUGAAUUAUUUCACCUCCUACCAAAAUGUAAAUAUCUUCUGAGCCUUGGAAUCUUAUGUUAUAUAUUUGAAGAGAAUUCCUUAUAUUUAACUUAUUAAAUGAAUAUUUUUUCAGAUAAAUAUGUGGUCAUCUCGGCCCGUGGUGUGUUAUAUUCUACUGUAUCUACAUAUCUAAGGUUUGACAAAGCAGCCAGAUAAGUCUUAGUAUAAUUUUAUUAUAACUAUGGUACUGUUUAAUUGUAUAGUAAAACAACUGUUGUUUUGCAAUGUCUGCUUAGGAUAUGUGACUUUUAGGAUAAAUUAUGUCGGAACAAUUGUAGACUCGGAUGUUUGUCCUAAUUGUCAGUUAUUUCUAGAUGACGUUGUGGUUGGUCUAAGUAGCAUUGUGAUUAUUCUAGGUAACAUUGUCCUUGGUGGCAUUUAUACCUUGUAGCAGUUUCUUGGUGGCAGUUGUGCUUGUUAGAAGUUGUCCUGAAAGGAAAAUUUGGGCAACUGAUGGCAGUGUUCUGGUAGCACUACACCAAAUUUUAUUUGUUUUGAUUCCUGAUAAUAAAACCGUGUUAUUAAGAAUAAAGCAGUAUUAUUAAAACACUAAGAAAACAGGUCAUAGUAUUUUGCCUUCUAGUUUCUAUUAUCAAUUUGGUUCAGUUUCGGUCUAAUGACUUUCACAGCAGCUCAGUUUUAUCCCCCUUUUUGUAAAAACUUGUUGUUUUUCUGUAUGUUAGCUACUCUGGUUAGAAUCUAUUAUGAGUUAGGAUUUUACUGCUGGAGUAUUUCAAACAUUAUUUUUGUAUCCAUGUUAUCAUUAAUGUACAUAAUUUAGAUUUAGUUCAAGGGAUUAAUAUUAGAUGGAAUAUUUGAAGGAAUUUUACAAUGUAUAAAAUAUUAAUGUUGAUUUCAUUGUAAUAGUUGAUGAUUUGCAUUUGCAUAUACAUUUAUUGAUGUCAUUUUCAGAACUAGUGUGUUUAAAACUUUUUGUAUAUAUAUAUAUUAAUUCUAAGUAUAGGUUAUUCAGGUUAGUGUAUAAGGUAAUGUCCAAAAAUAUGAAGUUUUCAGGAAAUCGUCCCCCCAAAAAUGGAUGUUUUGAUUUUAUUUGUAAGUUGCGUUUUGAUUCUGUGAUUGUGGGGAUAAAGGUAUACAGUGUGGGAACUCUAACCUGAUGAGAUUUAAAUAAGGUCCUUGAUUUCCUCUUUCUUCUGCACCCUGGUAUAAACAAAAUACCACUCAGGUGUCAAAAUAUAACCAGGUUUUCUUGAGUGGACAUUAAAACAUUUUUUCUCGUCUGAUUUUGUAUAGAUAUAUUAAAGCCAUGAAGGCUGUUGUUUGUAAUAUUAUGAUUAUGUACAUCCAACAAUUUAUCUGUGAAUAUUGAAAUAUUUUAAUUAAUUGUAGGUACUAUGUAUCUUUUGUCUUCUAUAUAGGUUAAAUGGUGGCCAAUUAUAUGAAUAAAUAGAAUGCUAGCCUACAAAAACUCACUAAUUGGUAAUGAGUUUGUUUUUUUAUUGCACACUUUUUUUAGCCAUAUUGCUUUUAGUUUUUUAACUUUUAUUUUUCAAGAAAAAUUUGAACUUAAUCGUUGUUUCUUAUUCACAAUAGUUCUCCUUAAAUUCUCAUUUUGUUGAUUUUUUCUUGUCAGUAACAUAUUCAUCAACUUCAUAUUUAUAGAUGAUUUACGGUUCUAAAAGCCCUUUAUAUAAAUUCUCAUUUUGAAUGUGUUUGAAAAUAAGCUGCAAAAUUUGCCUUUGGUGACAUUUGUGAUCAAGAACUUUGAAGAUUAACCCUUUUGUAAUAAGAACAUUGCUAUAUAACUGGCUAAGAAAUGUGUCAUUUUCAUAAACUCAAACAAAACUUGAGACUAACUUAUUAAAUGAGGGCUACUUUUUUUUAUAUAUUUUAUCAUCGUUUCAUCUUCUUUUAUACGCCCACAUUUUCAUGUGGACAUAAAUUGUCGUUACCCCUAUCAUUCCGUCAGUGUGUCCAUUCACAUUUUGUUUGUGGAACUUGUACAGGUCACAAUUUUUAUCUGAUUUUGAAGAAACUUGAAAUAUAGGUUUAUAUACCAAAGAUCUUGAUUCCUUUCGAUAUUGGCACAUGGAUUAUACGAAAAAUCUAGUUUUUAGCUCUUUGACACUGUAGACAUAACAAUUUUUAUCCGAUUUUGAUGAAACUUAUAAUGUAUGUUUAUGUACAUUUUGAAAUUGGUACAUAUCGGACUAACUUCCUGGAUGAUGACCUCUAAUUGUAUGAAAAAUCAUGGGUUUAGCUUGUGGAAUUUUUAUCUGAUUUCAAAAACUAUUCAGCUAUAUCAUCGUUACACUUUAAUGAUGGUUGAGUUUGAUUUUCAUGAAAAUCGGACCGAAACUGGCUGAUAAAGUGGACGCUUCUGGUACGCAAAUAGUGUAAAAGUAUGUAAUACCAACGUUGUGGACCCUCUAGAGAUCACAAUUUUUAUCCAAUUAUGAUGAAACCUAAAAUAUCUCGGUACCGUAACUUCCGGGACCCCUCUAGAGGUGUCAAUUUUUAUCUGAUUUUGAUGAAACUUAUAUGUAUGUUUAUAUCCUAAAGAUCUUGGUUCCUUUCGAUAUUUGCGCAUAUCAGACUGUAACUUCCUGGAUCAUGUCCACUGAUUGUACAAAAAAUCAGGUUUUUAGUUUAUGGACCCUCUAAUGGUCACAAUUUUGGUUUGAUUUUUAAAAAAAAUGUUCAUAUAUAUAUAUAUAUCACUGUGAGGUUGACGUCGAAUAUCAUGAAAAUCAGAAUGAAACUUCCCGUCAAAAUAGUCUCUCCCCUUUACGCAAAUUUUUAUCUGAUUUUGAUGACAGUUUAAAACGUAUGGUUAUAUCCCAAAGAUUUUAGUUUCUUUUGAUAUUGACGAAUGUCGGACUGUAACAUCCUGGAUUAUGGACCCUUAUUGUGUGCAAAACGCUUUUAUUUGGCUUAUUCUCUGUCCAUCUCUUGCAAAAUGUGGGCCUAUCUUGCAUGGCAACCGCUUGUUUAAUUUUAUAGUAAAAAUUGUUUCUAUUUCUAGUCUAUCAUAUGUAAUAAUUUUCUCUCAAGUUUUGUCAAAGCUUAACAUACAAUUGGAACUGAACAAUUUUUCUGUUUCUUUUUUUGCCAUGAAUCGAGACAAGUGGUUUUGGAGGCUGUGUAUCUGUACUGCUGGGGGAUACUGAUAAUCUGAGACUGUCAUAAAUCUAAAAGUUACUGAUCUUCUUGGCAGAGGUUUGAGAGGCCAGAAACAACCAGCCUUUAUCACGUAAUAAAUUGAUAAAGUCACCUGUUAAAUAUAUAUAUUGUACAAUUUUAUUUUUAGAAUAUGAAAAUAUUGCCCUUGUGUUUGUGAACCAGCUGAAAAAGAUCCAAUAUUUUUAGUAAAUUGACACUGUGUUGCUGUUGGAGGAAAAAACCCACUGUAGUAUAAGAAUAGUCAUAUUUUGAGUUUGAAGACAUGGCUAUAGUGGUUUCAAUCCCUCUUGUAUGUUACAAGGAGUAGGGUUCUCUGGUUUCCUCCUACUGCUUCAAACCCCUGUACCAUUUGUUAUUCCCGAAAUGACGCUAGUUUUUGUUAAAUGGACAUUAAACUGGUCUCUCUCUCUGGCUGAAGAGAAAUUUAUUUGAUAAAUGAAUGAAACCUAGCAAUCACAUUAUGUCAUUUUACCAAAAAGGAUUUCUGUCAGCAUCUAUAAUAGGGAAUACAAAAUCAAAGAAGACUGAUUCCAUUCUCCCCAGUUUUCAAUAGUAUAAUUCAUGAAUUGUUGACCACUCCAUUGCAACCUUUACAUACUGGUAUUUAAGGAAAAUUUAUGAAAAUUCUGUGUUGUGAUUUUUAACCGCACAAAUCUUCCUGUUAUAGUAUAAAAUUAUACAUUUACAUUGUAGGUUAACACAGAAGAAGAAAGAAUCGAGAAUGGCUGCUCAUACCAAGGUUAAAUUUCCAGAGAAUUCACAAAUAUAUAAAUCAUUUAAUUUCUUUUGUUGUAUUUCUUGUGUACAGUUCAUGUAUAUAUUUCAAUCAUAAUGAUGUUUAAGGCUUAAUUGAUUUCAUUAUUUAUACUCAUGUGGUUAUUAAAGGUAUGUGAUAAGCUUCCUAUUAUUCAUUCUUGAUAAAAAAAAGAUUCUGUCAGACUAUUUGUGUAAAAAGCUAAAAAUUAUAUCCAGGAACUGAACUUUGAUUUCAAGAUCUCAUAAUCACUAUUAGUGCUUUUGGAGGUAUUCAUCUGUUUGUAAAGAAAUAAUUUUUAGUUGAUAUAACCAAACUGCCUGACAAAAAUAUAUGAAAUAUACAGAUGGUUUUGAGAUUUGACAACAAAACUGGUUCAUCCUUUAAAUUCAAUUUCUAAGCUAUUUAUUUUUUAUUUAUAGGUAAGUUUCAUUCCAGUAUUGUGUAUUUAUUCUGAAAGUUAAGAGAAAAACCUGGAAGAACAUCCUAUGAAUAAUUUGACUGGAGAUAGAUGCAUGAAGGAUAAUUAAGAACCGCAACUCUUAUAGAAAAUCACCAAUUGAAAAAUUAAGACAUUCUGUAUAUAUAUGAAUAUAUAUAAAUUAAGAGAAAUAUGUAAAGUAUUUAAUGAAAUUUUAAAA